Molecule: messenger RNA, 1296 nt
Organism: Priceomyces carsonii
Lineage: Eukaryota; Fungi; Ascomycota; Pichiomycetes; Serinales; Debaryomycetaceae
Gene: ZUO1
Product: zuotin
Exons: 1
Coding region: 1-1296 (431 amino acids)
Biological process (GO): 'de novo' cotranslational protein folding; regulation of translational fidelity
Cellular component (GO): cytosol
Molecular function (GO): ribosome binding; Hsp70 protein binding
Source: RefSeq, a predicted model, not a curated record
AUGUCUAUAAUUGUACCUGCUUCUUCUGCGGGUGUAAAUGAAGGUUUCAGUGCUCACUCCAAGUAUUCAAGUCCUGUGAGGCGUCCAAUAGAGCCAGUUGGUCGUUCUUUUCUUGCUCAUGCAUCAAGGACCUUGAGAGGCCACACUUGGUCGGAGUAUGAGAAAAUAGAAGCAGAAAAGAAUGUCAAAGAAGUCGAGGAGAACAACGAUGAUGACAUAGGUGAUGAGGAACAAGAUGAGGAAUUGUUGUCUCAUGAUCCGAGGGAAUGGAAAAGUGCUGAUCUCUAUGCUGUUUUGGGUUUGUCUAAUUUAAGAUGGAGAGCAACUGAGGAUCAGAUUAGAAGAGCACACAGAAAGCAAGUUUUGAAGCAUCAUCCCGAUAAAAAGUCUGCCUCCGGUGGCUUGGAUCAAGAUGGAUUUUUUAAGAUUAUUCAGAAAGCUUUUGAAGUUAUGUUGGACCCAAUAAAAAGACAACAAUUCGACUCGGUGGAUGAGAACGCCGACGUUUUGCCUCCAGCUCCUAAAACCGAAUAUGACUUUUUUGAAGCAUGGGGUCCCGUUUUUGAAAGUGAGGGAAGAUUCUCUAAAAAGACGCCAGUUGUACUUUUAGGUACGUUGGAGUCAUCAAAAGAUGAGGUUGAUCAGUUUUACAGUUUCUGGGGUAAGUUUGACUCUUGGAAAACUUUUGAGUUCAAAGAUGAAGAUGUUCCAGAUGAUACUUCUAAUAGAGACCAUAAACGUUAUAUUGAACGUAAAAACGUUGCUGCAAGAAAAAAGUUUAAGCAAGAGGACAACAAGAGAGUAAUUAAUCUCGUUGAGAGGGCAUAUUCUGAGGAUCCAAGAAUCAAAUUAUUUAAGGAGGCUGCAAAGAAAGAGAAAGCGCAAAAGAAAUGGGAAAGAGAAGCUGGAUCUAGAAAGGCUGCUGAGGAAGCUGCCGCCAAGAAAGCGGCAGAAGAGGAAGCUGCUAAAAAAGCAUCUGAAGAGGCUGCCAACAAGAAGGCAAGCUCCAAAAAAGCAAAGGAAGCUGCGAAGGCUGCAAAGAAGAAGAAUAAGAGAACUAUUAGGGGAUCAGUAAAAGAAGUCGACUAUUUUGGUGACGCAUCCAAAUCCUCCGAUAUCGAUGCUGAUGUAGAUUUAAUAAUUGAUAAAUUGGAUGAUGUUCAGUUGAAUGACAUGGCUAGCAAGGUUACUGGAGCUAAUGUUGACACCACAAAGGCAUCAUUUUCUGAAAUAAUUUCUCAAUUAGGUUCUUCGGGUAAACUCGAAGUGAGUUAUUUAAAGUAUUUCUCUGUCUAA